Miscanthus lutarioriparius is the source of this 2640-nucleotide messenger RNA. The record is from the annotation of a GenBank genome assembly. NCBI's taxonomy places the organism in Eukaryota, Viridiplantae, Streptophyta, Magnoliopsida, Poales, Poaceae.
AUGGAAAGCGUUUUGGUGAGUGCAGCAACAGGGGCACUCAAGGCUGUCACUGUGAAGCUAGCAACUUUGCUUGGUGAUGAGUUCAAGAACAUGAAAGAUGUGCGAAAGGAGAUCAAGCCUCUCUCUGAUGAGCUUAACUACAUGCAUGCCUUCCUCGAGAAGAUGUCAGAGGAGGAGAAUCCUGACAAACAAGACAAGAUUUGGAUGACAGAUGUGCGGGAGAUGUCAUACGACAUCGAGGACAGUCUCAAUGACUUUAUGAUUUGUAUUGAUGAUGACAAAUCUGCUAAGAAGAAGAGCCUAAUGAAGAAGUGUACGAAGUUGCUGGAUAAGAUGAAGGCACAUAAACGGAUCUCCAAGGCAAUACAAGAUUUCAAGACACAGAUCAAGGAGGUGGGAGAUAAGAAUCACAGAUAUAGGACUGGUGUGACGACCACCAAGGAUUCACAUGAGAUGAUUGAUAUUCGGGCUCAGGCUAUCUUUAAGGAUGCGUCAGAGCUUGUGGCCAUUGAUGAACAAAAGAAUGAGUUGAUCAACUUGUUGAUAGAAGAUGGAUCUUUAUCUCAGCAUCAGGUGAAGGUGGUCGCCAUUGUUGGACUUGGUGGACUAGGGAAGACAACACUUGCCAAUCAAGUGUAUGAGUCAGUUAAGCAUAAAUUUGACUGUAAGGCUUUUGUGACAGUAUCACGAACUCCUCACAUGAUGGAAGUGCUGAGAACUAUUCUCCGUGACAUUAGCAAGCUGGAGUACACCGGAGAUAUGCAGCAUCUUAUCAGAAAGAUAUCCGAUUUCCUUCAAGAUAAAAGGUACCUCAUUGUUGUGGAUGAUUUAUGGGAUUCGGAAUCAUGGGAAGCCAUUCAAAAUGCUUUUAUAAAAAAUAGUUGUGCCAGCAGAAUCAUCACAACCACACGUAAAAUUGAAGUAGCUCAAUCUUGCUGCACUUUACGUCGGGGUCACAUAUAUAAAUUACGUCCUCUUAAUCCCGAGAACUCGAGAAAGUUGUUCCUGAAGAGAAUAUUUGGUUCAGAAGAGGGAUGCCCAUCAGACCUCUCUAAAGUUUGUGAUGACAUCUUGAAAAAAUGUGAUGGUUUGCCUUUGGCAAUUAUAGCAAUAGCUGGCUUGUUGGCAGGGAAAGCACCAACUGUAGAUGAAUGGAACAAAGUUCAAUGUUCAUUUGGUCAUGCACUUGAAAGGCACUCGGAUGUCAAUAGAAUGAUACAAAUAUUGUCACUGAGUUAUUUUGACCUUCCUCCCCACCUAAGAAGUUGUCUUCUGUAUCUAAGUAUAUUCCCAGAAGAUUAUGAGAUUAGAAAGGAUCGAUUGAUACUGAGAUGGAUUGCUGAGGGAUUCGUUCAUGAAGAGCAUGGGUCCACCCAAUAUGAGAUUGGGGAUAGGUGUUUCAACGAGCUCAUAAACAGAAGCUUGAUUCAGCCAGUGGAUUCAGGUUCUUUUGAUGUGACUUGGUGUCGGGUCCAUGACAUAAUUCUUGAGUUCAUUCUGUCCAAGGCUGUGGAAGAGAAUUUUGUAACUCUGUUUGGCCUUCCUAACAUAAGAGUUGAUCCACAUAGGAAGAUUCGACGGCUCUCUCUACAGGACAGGAAUGAGAAGACUGAUGGACUACAAGCUCACCAUCUGGUACAUCUGGGUGGAUUGUUUGCUCUGAGGUACUUGAGCCUACGUGACACAGGGAUAGAUGAGCUUCCUGAAGAAACUGGAGAGCUACAAUAUUUACAAACACUAGAUAUAAGGCGUAAUUCUAUAAAAGAGCUGCCAUCCAGUGUUGGCCGCCUUUCACGGUUGGUCACUCUAUUAUGUGAUUCUUAUGUGCGGCUGCCAGAUGGAUUUGGGAAGAACAUGCAAGCAUUGCAGCAGUUGGUGGGGGAAAUCGGUCCCCCCUAUGAGUCUACUAGCUCACCUUACUUUGCACAGGAGCUUCGUCACUUAAGAAAUCUACGGAUACUAGAGAUAUGGUUUGAUGAUGAGGUGAGCGAAGAUUUGGUGGUGUCAUCUCUGUGUACACUUGGUACGGGAUGCCUAAAUUCUUUGGUUAUAGGCUUCCACAAAAAGCAUAUGAAAUUGGUGAUGGAGCCAUGGAGCCCCACCCUGCAUGGCCUCAAGAUACUUCAAAUUUGUCAGAUUGUGGUCCCAAGGGUCCCUAGAUGGACUGGUUCACUUGAUAACCUCCAGGUUUUUACUCUCUGUGUUGAGCAACUCGGGAUGGCAGACUUUGGUUUGCUGGGGAGUUUAAACGCUCUUUCCAGCCUCUAUCUCUCAGUAGAGAUCAAAGUUGCUGACAGAUGGUCCUCCUCUCAAGGAACACAACGGGUCAAGAUCAGCGGCACACAUGGAUUCCCAUCCUUGAGAAGGUUCGGAGUCGGUUCAAACUCCUGUGCAUUUGGGUUGUUGUUCGAAGGUGGAGCCAUGCCAAAGCUACAAGAGCUGUCUCUCUCAUUCAACAGUGACCUAACAGGGUCUCUCACCAAUGGAGAGUUUGAUUUUGGCAUCCAGCAUCUACCCUGUCUUGCUCUCGUAGAACGUGAUUACUUGACUAAAUAUCAUGAUCCCGACGACCCUGCGUGGGAAGCCCUGGAGAAAGCGGCCAGCUCCCAUCCCAACCAUCCCAAGCUACAUCAUAACUAA